AAAAAUCAAUUCCCCACUUGCUCGCCCGCCGCGUGCCGUCAGGUUCAAACUCCCCUCCCCCACCCCCAUCCCUUUCUUUCUUUAGUUCCCGAACUAUUCUCGCGCCCCGAGGCGUCGCAUUAGGGUUUCGGCCCCAACGGCACCUCCCGAUCCCAAAUCCUCCGAGCACCCGCGCCGCCCUCCUCCCCAGAUGCGAUCUCUAGUCUCUCGCUAGACAGCCGGUUCGCGGUCGCGUCGGCUUGCUUCUCUCCCCCGGCAACGACGUUGCUUCCGGUUGCGGCGGUCCAAGCGAUGGCUUCGAACGCCUCGUCCUCCGCUUCCGAGUGUAAAUCGGAGCCCUCGGCAGAACAUCAGCACAUACAAAUAUGCUCUUUUUUGUGGCAGUUGUCUUCAUUAUGAUAGUUGGAGUUAAAGAAGGAAAUUGUACUCCUUCGGAUGUUAUGGAAAUUAUAGAUUCUUUGAAGAAACAAGUCUUUUCUGAUCGUUGCACUUAUAUCAAGAAAAAAAUGGAUGAGAACAAGCAGAAGCUCAGUAGCAUGACACAACUGGUUUAUAAUUUAUCCAAGGUUAGAAGAAAUAGUUCAGACCACAACAGUGAUUUAGACACAAAUCUCUUAACAAGGAGGCAAGAUGAUGCCCUUUGUACAGUAAAUAGUCUUGAACAAUCUGCUGGAGAAAAGGAUAGUGGUAGUUGUCAAGAAGAAAGUUCAUAUGCAUCCUCAACUGUUCUUAUAGGGAACAAUUUUGGAGGAAAAAAUGGAGUUCGACUGAUCAAACUCCCUGAAGUGCCCAAACUACCUCCAUAUACUACAUGGAUAUUUUUGGACAGGAACCAAAUAAUGACAGAGGAUCAAUCAGUUGUGGGUCGUAGAAGAAUUUAUUAUGAUCAAAAUUGUGGUGAAGCUUUAAUCUGCAGUGACAGUGAAGAUGAUUUUGUUGAGGAUGAGGAAGAGAAGAAAGAGUUUGGAACACAUGAAGAUUUCAUUAUCCGAAUGACUAUUGAACGAGUUGGCCUAUCUGAUGUGGCUCUAGAUACAUUGUCUCAAAGCCUGGAGAAGAACUCUGUUGAAAUCAGGGCGAGAUUUGAGAACUUUCUUAAGCAAGACUCUAAUGAAGAGUGUGUAAAAAAUGUGGAAGUUGAACCUAAUGUUAGAGUGGAUGAUGCAUUUCUUGAAAAGGAUCUGGAGGCAGCAUUAGAUUCUUUUGAUAACCUUUUUUGCCGCCGUUGUCUGGUUUUUGAUUGUAGACUGCACGGAUGUUCUCAGGAUCUGGUGUUUCCUGCAGAGAAACAGCAUCCCUGGACCAACUCAGAUGAUGGUGAUCCAUGUGGUAUUCAUUGCUAUAAAUUGGCUUCCAAAUCAGAAAGUACAGCUACUGCAAAUUCUCAGCCCCAUGACCUUGAAGAGGCAACUCAUUCAGUUGGUAGUCCUGGAUCACAAUUGUCUCCAAGAAGAAAAAUUAAAGGUUCCACAGGAAGGAGGGCAAAGUCUCAUCAAAAUGAAAGUGCGUCUUCAAAUGCAAAGGUUGUCUCUGAGACUAGUGAGUCUGACACACGUGUCAAUCAGGAUAAUGUAUCUGCUCAACUCUCUUCCUCACCUACAAAAAAUAAGCAGCGUGGAAAAUGUGGAACCAGGAAGAAAACCAAUAAAAGAGUUGCUGAACGUGUUCUUAUUUGCAUAAGGAAGAAACAGAAGAAAAUGAUGCAGUCAGAUGCUGAUUCAAUUGUUAGUGGAUGCCUUGUUGCUCGAGAUAUGAAGCUCCGAUCAGAUACACGAAAGGACAAUAAAAAUUCUAGUUCAUCGAUGAUAAACAAAAUAAUUAAGUCUUCAACUAUAAGAAACAACAGGAAGAAGGCCAUACAGCAUCAGGACAGUAUGAACUCAAAAUAUGUUGAAGCUCAAAAUGAUAAUAUUUUCCAGGCAUCAAUGGAGCCUUCAGCAACAGAUGGUGAUGAAAGCGAAAGGAAAGAGGAGUUUGUUGAUGAGAACAUCUGCAAACUUGUGAAGACGGAUAGUAAACCAUGGAAGAUUAUUGAACAGGGCCUCUUUCUUAAAGGUUUAGAGAUUUUUGGAAGGAACAGUUGUUUGAUUGCUAGAAAUCUUUUGAGUGGAAUGAAGACUUGUGUUGAAGUUUUUCAAUACAUGAACCACAUUCAAGAUAAUGCAACAUAUAGGGCAGCUGAUGGUGCUAUUUCUCUAGUUGAAGGCCAUGGCAAGGUCUCUGAGUUACGAACAAGGUCAAGGUUCUUGCGAAGGCGAGGAAGGGUUCGUCGUUUGAAAUACACGUGGAAAUCAGCUGGGUACCAUUCAAUACGGAAAAGAAUUACUGAGAGGAAAGAUCAGCCUUGUCGGCAGUACAACCCUUGUGGUUGCCAGUCUGCUUGUGGAAAGCAAUGUCGUUGCCUUCUAAAUGGGACAUGCUGUGAAAAAUAUUGUGGAUGUCCUAAAAUAUGUAAAAACCGGUUCCGAGGUUGUCAUUGUGCUAAGAGUCAAUGCCGCAGCCGUCAAUGCCCAUGUUUUGCUGCUGAUAGAGAAUGUGACCCAGAUGUUUGUAGAAAUUGUUGGGUUGGUUGUGGUGAUGGUACAUUAGGAGGCCCUAAUCAAAGAGGAGAUAACUAUGAAUGUCGCAAUAUGAAGCUUCUACUAAAACAACGCCAAAGGGUCUUACUUGGAAGAUCUGAUGUUUCUGGUUGGGGGGCAUUUCUUAAGAAUAGUGUUGGUAAACAUGAAUACCUUGGUGAAUAUACCGGAGAGUUGAUCUCCCACAGAGAAGCAGAUAAGCGUGGAAAGAUAUAUGACCGUGAAAAUUCGUCGUUUCUUUUCAACCUUAAUGAUCAGUUUGUUCUUGAUGCCUAUCGGAAGGGUGAUAAGUUGAAGUUUGCCAACCAUUCUCCAGAUCCAAACUGCUAUGCGAAGGUUAUCAUGGUAGCUGGGGAUCACAGGGUAGGUAUAUUUGCCAAAGAACGGAUAAGUGCAGGAGAGGAACUAUUCUAUGACUAUCGUUAUGAACCGGAUCGUGCUCCUGCUUGGGCUCGGAAACCUGAAUCGUCUGUCUCAAAGAAGGACGAAUCACAACCGUCCAGUGGCCGCGCCAAAAAACUUGCUUAACUCCAGAGACAUGGUGCCCUUUUUGCUAGGACCAUUAACAUCCAUUCUUUUGCCAAGCAUUUGGCAACCAAAUGAUUGAUUGGAAGUUAGAAAUGGCCAUUCCCAACUGUGUAUUUGGGGUUUCGGAUAAUCUGUUUUCAUCUUGAGCACCAUUUAAUUUGGCAUUUCUGGAAACCACCUAAUCUCUUAUAUUACGUUUGUAACAUUUUCUAGGUUAAUUGCUUAAUGUAUGACUUUCAUUUAAUUCUCUAAUAUAUCUUACUUCCAUUGA
Molecule: messenger RNA, 3378 nt
Organism: Musa acuminata AAA Group (dessert banana)
Lineage: Eukaryota; Viridiplantae; Streptophyta; Magnoliopsida; Zingiberales; Musaceae
Product: histone-lysine N-methyltransferase CLF
Exons: 17
Coding region: 366-3107 (913 amino acids)
Biological process (GO): heterochromatin formation
Cellular component (GO): nucleus; PcG protein complex
Molecular function (GO): chromatin binding; protein binding; histone H3K27 methyltransferase activity
Source: RefSeq, a predicted model, not a curated record